CUGUCAUCGAACAGUGACGUGCAUUUUGGGCACGAUUCGUCAACAUUGGAAGAAAAAAAAACCAGAACGCACGGAACAAAAGGAUUUUUAGUCGAUUCUCUCCUCAAACCACGGUUGACCAUACGAUUGGCCGGACCGGACUGCAAUGACCACGGACCAGCUGUAAGAACCCCGCAACAACAAUGGUGUACGUCGCAAGGGACGGAACCGUCCAUCAGUCCCAACCGUGGGGCGUCCAGCGCCUCCUGGGACUGAUUACCGGAUUCUUCAACUUCUUUGUGAUGUUCUUCAAAACGCUGUUCGGCGAUCUGAAGCCGAGCGGUUCCGGGGACACCGCGUCCAGCGGUAGCUCCCGCCGAGGUGGCGGCGGUGGUCCACCCGGACCACCGGGAGGCCCGCGCCAAAGGCCAAUCGGCCGGAUGAUGACCCUGCGGGAUUGCACGAUCCCCGGGGGAGGAUGAGCGCGGUAAAGCGUUCGGUAGGAGGUCCUGCCGAGCGCCGCUCUAAUCCGCGUGGAAUCGACUCCCGGGGCUGUCUAAAAGCGUUUUUUUGUCUUUUGUAUGACGAGCAAGCUCUAAACCUACGCUAACCCACAGGCGGGUUUGCUCCGAAGAGGACACUCCGGGAGCGGUUCAAAUUAUUGGGGGUGAGGAUUGUCCAGCGGUGAAUGUUUGAGGAAAAUAAUCGUUGGUGGACAAUUUUCGCCCGCAAAACUUCUUCGUAAUUCUCAACAUUAAUUGGUGUAAUGUAUAGUUUCUACUUCUCUUGUAAUCAUAACUAAAUCCAUAGUAAAUCUUUCCCUAAAACUCGAA
Culex pipiens pallens (northern house mosquito) is the source of this 812-nucleotide messenger RNA. RefSeq lists its product as uncharacterized. Gene Ontology annotation, cellular component: endoplasmic reticulum membrane; Golgi apparatus. Lineage: Eukaryota; Metazoa; Arthropoda; Insecta; Diptera; Culicidae. The record is from RefSeq and is a predicted model, not a curated record. The transcript has 3 exons. Gene Ontology annotation, biological process: calcium ion transport; endoplasmic reticulum calcium ion homeostasis. The coding region runs from base 183 to 461 and encodes 92 amino acids.